GGGCGCGGCGCGGCCAUGGAGCGCGUGAGCAGCUCCGGGAAGCAGGUGCCCAACCCGCUGCCCAAGGUGCGGAGCCGCCGGGCGGGCGGCCCGGAGGCGGAGCGGGAGAGCUUCGAGCGGGCGCAGACUGUCAGCAUCAAUAAAGCUAUUAAUGCUCAGGAAGUGGCUGUCAAGGAGAAACACGCCAGGACGUGCAUCCUGGGCACGCACCACGAGAAGGGGGCCCAGACCUUCUGGUCGGUGGUGAACCGGCUGCCGCUGUCCGGCAACGCCGUGCUCUGCUGGAAGUUCUGCCACGUCUUCCACAAGCUCCUCCGGGACGGCCACUCCAAUGUCCUGAAAGACUCCAUGAGAUACAAGAAUGAGCUGAGCGACAUGAGCAGGAUGUGGGGCCACCUGAGCGAGGGCUAUGGACAGCUCUGCAGCAUCUACCUCAAACUGCUGAGAACCAAGAUGGAGUUUCACACCAAGAAUCCCCGUUUCCCUGGCAAUCUCCAGAUGUCUGACCGGCAGCUCGACGAUGCAGGGGAGAACGAUGUCAAUAAUUUUUUCCAGCUGACUGUGGAGAUGUUUGACUACCUGGAGUGUGAGCUGAACCUCUUCCAGACAGUGUUCAGCUCCCUGGACAUGUCGCGCUCGGUGUCGGUGACGGCGGCGGGGCAGUGCCGCCUGGCCCCGCUCAUCCAGGUCAUCCUGGACUGCAGCCACCUCUACGACUACACUGUCAAGCUGCUCUUCAAGCUCCACUCCUGUCUGCCAGCAGAUACACUGCAGGGCCACCGGGAUCGCUUCCUGGAGCAGUUCAGAAAGCUGAAGGACCUCUUCUACCGCUCCAGCAACCUGCAGUACUUCAAGCGCCUGAUUCAGAUCCCACAGCUGCCAGAGAACCCUCCCAAUUUCCUGCGUGCCUCAGCCCUGUCAGAGCACAUCAGCCCCGUGGUGGUCAUCCCUGCUGAGGCAUCCUCACCUGACAGUGAGCCCAUCACGGACCUGGUGGAGAUGGAGACAGCCUCACAGAGCCUGUUUGACAAUAAGUUUGACGACAUCUUCGGCAGCUCCUUCAGCACCGACCCCUUCAACUUCAACAGCCAGAACGGGAUGAACAAGGAUGACAAGGACCAGCUGAUCGAGCAGCUUUACGGGGAGAUUGCAGCCCUGAAGGAGGAGCUGGAGAACUUCAAGGCCGAGAGCGGGCGGGCUGCGGUGCAGCUGCGGGGCCGCGCCAACGAGCUGGAGGCCGAGCUGGCCGAGCAGCGGCACCUGAAGCAGCAGGCGCAGGACGAGAGCGAGUUUCUGCGCGCCGAGCUGGAGGAGCUCAAGAAGCAGCGGGAGGACACGGAGAAGGCGCAGAGGAGCCUGACGGAGAUUGAAAGGCGGGCACAGGCCAACGAGCAGCGCUACAGCAAGCUGAAGGAGAAGUACAGCGAGCUGGUGCAGAACCAUGCUGACCUGCUGCGGAAGAAUGCAGAGGUGACCAAGCAGGUGACAGUGGCCAGGCAGGCCCAGGGGGAUGUGGAGCGGGAGAAGAAGGAGCUGGAGGACUCCUUCCAGCGGGUGAGCGAGCAGGCGCAGAGGAAGUCUCAGGAGCAGGCAGAGGUGCUGGACACACUGAAGCGGGAGCUGGCAGCCAGCAGACAGGAGCUGCAGGUCCUCCAGGGCACCCUGGAGUCCAGCACACAGGUGGGAGCGGAGCAGAGCACCCGGAUCACCAGCCUGGAGCAGGAGAGGGAUGACCUGAGCCGGGCAGUGGAUCAGCACAGGGAGGAGAUGACAGCUCUGCAGGCUGAGCUGCAGCAACUGCAAGACACGCUUGGCCACCAGCAGGAGAGCAGCAGGAAGGAGCUGGAGACGUUGCAGACCCAGCUGAGAGACAAGGAGAGCAGGGAGCGGGCGCUGGAGAAGCGCCAGGCCGAGGAGCAGCUGGUCCUGCUGCGGGACGUGGCUCGGGAGGCCCAGCGCAUGGUGCAGGACGCCCUGGGGCGCAUGGAGGAUCCCGCUCACAUCGGCUGCACCGGCUCGGCAGACUGCCUCCUGUCCCAGACGCUGGCAGCCUUGGAGUGCGUGGGGCGGCUGCGGGAUGCGCACGGGAAGUCCCUUUCCAGUGGUGCAGCCGUGGGCUCCCUGCUGCCCUGCCUGGCCCUCUUUGCCCACCUGGUCAGCGACACGCUCCUGCAGGGCAGCGCCACCUCCCACCAGGCCCCCCUGGAGCCUGCAGACUGGCUGCUGGAGACGUGCAGGCAGUGUGGCAGUGAGGCUGUGAGCUACCUCAGUGCCCUGCAGGACCCAGGGAUGGUGGGAAGUGCCGACUGCAGCCCGGUGAUGACCUGCCUGAGCCGGAUCAGCGCCAUCGGGGAGGAGCUGCGGCCCAGAGGGCUGGACGUCAAGCAGGAGGAGCUGGGUGACCUGGUGGACAAGGAGAUGGCAGCAACAGCAGCGGCCAUCGAGACGGCAGCUGCCCGCAUUGAGGAGAUGCUUAGCAAGGCACGAGCCGGUGACACUGGCGUCAAACUGGAAGUGAAUGAGAGGAUCCUGGGCUCCUGCACGGGCCUCAUGCAAGCCAUCCAUAUCCUGGUCAUGGCCUCCAAGGACCUCCAGAGGGAGAUUGUGGAGAGUGGACGGGGUGCUGCGUCCCCCAAGGAGUUUUACGCCAAGAAUUCCCGCUGGACCGAGGGUCUCAUCUCCGCCUCCAAGGCCGUGGGCUGGGGUGCCACCGUCAUGGUUGAUGCUGCUGACCUGGUAGUGCAAGGCAAGGGGACGUUCGAGGAGCUGAUGGUCUGUUCCCGGGAGAUCGCUGCCAGCACCGCUCAGCUGGUGGCAGCCUCCAAGGUGAAGGCAGACAAAGACAGUGCCAACCUUUGCAAGCUCCAACAAGCUUCCCGAGGUGUCAACCAGGCCACAGCUGGUGUGGUGGCCUCCACCAAGGCUGGGAAGUCACAGGUGGAGGAGAAAGACAGCAUGGACUUCUCCAGCAUGACGCUCACCCAGAUCAAGCGCCAGGAGAUGGACUCACAGGUGCGGGUGCUGGAGCUGGAAAACCAGCUGCAGAAGGAGCGGCAGAAGCUGGGGGAGCUGCGCAAGAAGCACUACGAGCUGGCAGGAGUGGCAGAGGGCUGGGAGGAGGAUGCUGCAGAGUAAUGCUCGAGGUGGAAGCAGCCUGCAGGGAACACCCUGGCAGUGGGCUGGGGCCCAGCUGGGUGCAGCCUUCUGAGAAGAUCCACAAAAAGCUGGUGCAGAAGCCCCCCCCCCCCAAGCACCUGUCCUCCUCAUCCUCCCUGCCAAGAGCCGCCUCCAGCUCCAGA
Apus apus (common swift) is the source of this 3299-nucleotide messenger RNA. It is a transcript of the gene HIP1, whose product is annotated as huntingtin interacting protein 1. Gene Ontology annotation, cellular component: extrinsic component of postsynaptic membrane; presynapse; clathrin-coated vesicle. Gene Ontology annotation, biological process: actin filament organization; endocytosis; clathrin coat assembly. Gene Ontology annotation, molecular function: phosphatidylinositol-3,4-bisphosphate binding; clathrin-cargo adaptor activity; phosphatidylinositol-3,5-bisphosphate binding. The coding region runs from base 16 to 3135 and encodes 1039 amino acids. The transcript is spliced from 31 exons. Lineage: Eukaryota; Metazoa; Chordata; Aves; Apodiformes; Apodidae. The record is from RefSeq and is a predicted model, not a curated record.